Molecule: messenger RNA, 1455 nt
Organism: Rotaria sp. Silwood1
Lineage: Eukaryota; Metazoa; Rotifera; Eurotatoria; Philodinida; Philodinidae
Source: the annotation of a GenBank genome assembly
AUGAAACCGCUUGAUGUGGUGUUGCUUAUUAUUUUUUCUUUUCUUAUCAUUUAUUGUAAUGGUUCAGCCAAUGUACACGUAUCCGAUUCAUUCAUUGUUGAUGAUGCAGGACGUAUACGAAUUUAUCAUGGUCUUAAUCUUGUUAUGAAAGGAUUUCCAUGGUAUCCAUCUGAAUUACUUGAUCCAAUUAAAGUUGCAAAUUUAUCACAAUUUGGAAUUAAUUGUAUUCGACUUGGAAUGAUGUGGGCAGGUGUUGAACCUGAACCACAAAAAUAUAAUAUUACUUAUUUAAAUAUAAUGAAACAAAUCAUUGAAUUACUUGAAUCAAAUCAAAUAUUUGUUUUAUUGGAUAUGCAUCAAGAUUUAUUAUCUAGUCGAACAGGAAGUUAUGAUGGUAUACCAGCGUGGUUAUAUGAUAGAUUUCCUCCACCAGAUCAUCCAUACCCUUGGCCACUUCAAUCAGCAACACGUGUAAGCUGUUAUCUAACAGAAGCAUGUUCCCAUGGAUUUCAAUGUUUAUAUGACAAUACGUCUGGUGCUACUGAAUCGAUGGGUAAUUUUUGGCGAUUAGUCGCUACAACCUAUAAAGAACAUUCUAAUGUACUUGGGUAUGAAAUAAUCAAUGAACCUUGGGCAGGAAAUUAUCUUGUCAAUCCGACUUUAUUUCUACCAGGCAUAGCUGGUGCUAAAAAUUUACAACCAUUCUAUAACAAAAUAGCUAAAUUUAUUCGUUCAGUCGAUAAUGAUACAUUAAUUUUCUAUGAACCAGUAACUUGGGGUGUUCGAUUAAACGGUAAAUAUUUUGGUACAGGAUUUACUCAUGUACCAGGUGGUGAUGAUUAUCGUAAUCGAAGUGUCCUUUCUUAUCAUUAUUAUUGUAUAAUUCUAUCUGUUAUACCCAUUCCAGACAAUAGUACAAUACCAAUUUUUGAUCGAGUUCUUUGUGAUGAUGUUGAAGGACCAGCAGUAUUUCGUUCUGUAGAAAUUGAUCUUGCUCAACUAGGUGGUUCAGCAUUUUUAACUGAAUUUGGUGGUUGUGAUGAAUCACCAACAUGUGAUGAACAACUUGAUUGGGGUUUAAAUGCUGCUGAUGAAUUUUUACAGUCAUGGGCUUAUUGGGGUAAUUAUUUUGAUCAUGAGCCAACAAUGAAACGUUUAUCUCGUGUUUAUGCACGUGCUAUAGCUGGUAAACCUCUUGCAAUGCAAUAUAUAGCUAGUCAACGUCAAUUCUAUUUAUCGUAUUACAUUGAUCCAACAAUUAAACAACCUACAGAAAUUUAUGUAUCACCAUUACUAUAUCCACAACAAAGUUAUAAUGUAACUGUUAAUAGAGCCUUGAAAUGGAAAACUGAUUCAACAAAUGCUAAUAUUAUUCUUGUUGAACCUAAUGAACAGUUUUUCAAGAGUAAAAAUCAAGCUAUUAUUGGUGUUGUUGAAAUUCGUCCAACUAUGUGA